CAAAAGGCAUGCAGACCAUUAGAUUUGAUUUUAACCCAAAACUCUGUUUCCGUUGGUGUCUCUUCACUCCUUCAAUGGAAGCAUCACAGGCAGCAACGUUCAAAACCGUUAACCUCCUCACUGCCUUCGCCUCUCGAAGAGCAACAAAUCCUACUACCUCAAUCCCUCCGGGACCUUCUUCCAGGCAAACCAUGCUUGGUCUCUGUGCUGCUUCUGGAACCAAUACAACUUGCCUAAACCCGAACCCUAAGCACCACUUUUCUUUCCUCACUCGCUGCUCCACCAAACCAGAUAUUGACAGCGACAACACAACCAACGAGAACCCAAUUGUCGACACAGCCCCGAAUUCAAACACUCUUCAAGUGCAACCGUCAGCUUCUCCUUCCAAUCAAACAAAUUCCUAUUCACCCUCUAGAGGUUUGGUGUUUGAUCUUGGUACCGGGAGCUCCUGGGACAGCCAAGAGAUCGGAUAUCCUGUUGUGAAAAGAUACCUCAGCGAUGACGAUGAGAGGUGGUUUAUGUGGUAUCAUGGAAGCUCGGAUGCAAUUCCCUCUUCUGAUUCCAUAGGACUAGCUGUUUCAAGCAAUGGAAUUCAUUGGGAGAGAGGUGCAGGAGCUGUUCGAUCAAGCACAGAAACAGGGAUGGUUAUGAACUGUAGCAAAGAUUGGUGGGCUUUUGACACUGAGAGUGUCAGGCCUUCUGAUGUCGUGAUCAUGUCCAGUACAAAGGUCAGAGCUUCCAGUGCUGUUUACUGGCUUUACUACACUGGUUUUAGUUCUGAGAAGGUGGAGAUUUCAGGUGUUCAUCAACUCUUGGAAGAAAACCAACGAGGAACUGAUCGAGAUGAAAGAGGUGGCGUAACGCACGUUUCAAGAUCGUUGCCGGGAUUAGCAAUCAGUCAAGACGGGCGACACUGGGCUCGGAUUGAAGGGGAACAUCACAGUGGUGCACUGUUUGAUGUGGGCACAAAUGCUGAAUGGGAUUCACUAUUUGUUGCGACACCCAGAGUUGUUUUCCACAGUAAUGGAGAUCUCAGGAUGUACUAUCACUCAUUUGAUGCAAAUUGUGGGCAGUUUGCCUUAGGAAUUGCCAGGUCAAGAGAUGGGAUUAGAUGGGUAAAGCUUGGGAAGAUACUCGGGGGAGGACCUAAGGGUUCAUUUGAUGAGUUAGGUGUGAUGAAUGCACAUGUGGUUGGAAACAGGAAGGAUGGGGGUUAUGUAAUGGCAUAUGAAGGUCUUUCUGCAGAUGGGCAGAGGAGCAUUGGACUAGCAGUAUCUCCUGAUGGGUUGAAGGGCUGGGAGAGGUACAGUGAGAGAGCAAUUUUUGGGCCAUCUGUGGAACAAGAUGGAUGGGAUAAUCAAGGAGUGGGAUCCCCAUGUCUGGUUCAGAUGGAUGGUGAUGCUGAAGACUGGAGGCUGUACUAUAAAGGUAUAGGAAAGGGAGGAAGGAGUGGAAUAGGGUUGGCAGUUUCUGAAGGCAGUGGGUUUAGAAGAUUCAGAAGAUGGACGGGUUUUCAUCUCUAAGAUUUAUAUUGCGGAUUGUCUACACCAAAAAUAUGGUUGUUUAUGAUCAAUACAAAUUGGAAAUAGAAACACCUCUAUUCUUUCUUCUUUUA
This is a messenger RNA of Telopea speciosissima, 1615 nucleotides long. RefSeq lists its product as uncharacterized. Lineage: Eukaryota; Viridiplantae; Streptophyta; Magnoliopsida; Proteales; Proteaceae. The record is from RefSeq and is a predicted model, not a curated record. The transcript has 2 exons. The coding region runs from base 9 to 1523 and encodes 504 amino acids.